UUUGCCGGCUCUUCUCCGGCUGGAUCGGAACAGAGCAUCUCUCGUCCGUGCCCACCGCUGGCCGCCCCCGACCCCUCCAUAUCUAGGCGCUGCCCCGUUCCCCCCUCCCUCCUUCUGCAGCGCAGGUUCGACGACGAUGGAGGUUGAGGCGGGAAGGAAGAAGCGCGCGGCGGUGGUUGUGCUGGGGGACAUCGGGCGCAGCCCACGCAUGCAGUACCACUCCCUCUCCCUCGCCAACCAGGCUGGUAUGGAAGUGGACAUUGUUGCAAACGGAGGAAGUGAUCCCCAUCUAUCAUUAAGAGAGAAUCCAUCAAUUCACAUCCACGAGAUGAAAUCAGUGCAGUUACCAGGAAUUUCAAAGAUAUCUGGUGCCCUAGCUUUGCUACUUAAAGCUGCCAUCCAGUUUAUCAUGCUUGUUUGGUUCCUUUGCUUUAAGAUUCCGUGCCCUGAUGUCUUCAUCGUUCAGAAUCCACCCUCCGUUCCAACAUUGGCUGCUGUAAAACUUGUAAGCUGGAUAAGAGGUGCUAAAUUUAUUGUGGAUUGGCAUAACUUUGGAUAUACGUUGCUUGGAUUGUCUCAUGGCAGAAGUCAUAUAGUUGUCAAAAUCUAUUUCUGGUUUGAGAAGCACUUUGGGCAGAUGGCUGAUGGUGCCUUUUGUGUUACGAAAGCAAUGCAGCAUGAGCUUGCUCAGAAUUGGGGAAUCAAAGCAACAGUCCUUUACGAUCAUUCACCUGAAUUUUUCCAUCCUGCUUCCUUGGCAGAGAAACAUGAAUUGUUCAGCAGGUUGGGUAAUACCAUUUGUAGUGCUAUGGGCAGUGCUGAUUGCAUCUCUGUUGAAAAAGAAGGUGAUGACAAGAACACUACUGUACUUACUAGUAAUAUUGAUGGUGAAAUUUUGUUGAAGCCUAAUAGGCCCGCACUUGUUGUGAGCAGCACAAGCUGGACUCCUGAUGAAGAUUUCAGCAUACUUCUGGAAGCAGCACUGAUGUAUGAUAGACGUGUUGCUGCAACGUUAGGUGAAGAGGAUUCAAUGGAUGAGGGGCAACUUUGGAUUGACAUCAAGAAUGGGAAGCAAUUUUCUUACCCAAGAUUGCUUUUCAUUAUUACAGGUAAAGGACCUGACAGGAAGAAAUAUGAGGAGCAAGUAAAAAGGUUGAAGUUGAGACGUGUUGCCUUCCGGACUAUGUGGCUUGCAUCAGAGGACUAUCCUCUACUGCUAGGAUCGGCUGAUCUAGGCGUAUCAUUGCAUACAUCCUCGUCAGGGCUUGACCUACCUAUGAAGGUUGUUGAUAUGUUUGGAUGUGGAUUGCCAGUUUGUGCUGCUUCAUUUUCCUGCAUCGAGGAGCUUGUAAAAGUAAACAUAAAUGGACUUCUCUUCUCAACGUCUUCAGAGCUUGCAGAUGAACUUAUGAUGCUCUUUAAGGGGUUUCCUGAGGAAUGUGACACCUUGAAAUCCCUCAAGGAUGGUGCCUUGAGUACAGGGUCAUCUUCCAAAUGGUCAACAGAAUGGGAAACAUAUGCACUUCCUUUGGUGAACCAGGUCAUAGGCUGAAAGACAUGAUAAUAUUGAUCGGAUGGCAAAAUGAUGGUUUUACAGCUGGACUCAACUUGUGCUAAUCCUGGAGUUUAUAAUUGUAUUAUUGUACAAUUGUGAGACCAGAUGUACAUCUAUAGGUUGAGGAGAGAGCAUGUGCAUAUUUCAGUUUGCUUGCAACCAGCUGCUGCUAGGAUCAGUUGCUGCCAAGGGUAUUGGUGUUAGUCUUGGUAGACCUCACCAAUGCCCUCGGGGCCUCUACACAAUCAACUAGAGAAGUGAAAAACUACCCGGAACACUGUAUUUCGGUAAACUGACAACAUUUUACAAAUAGACAUGUACAUGUACCAAACAAAAUUGUAUCAGGAGGCUGUUCCCCUC
Brachypodium distachyon (stiff brome) is the source of this 1915-nucleotide messenger RNA. RefSeq names its product UDP-glycosyltransferase TURAN. Gene Ontology annotation, cellular component: endoplasmic reticulum. The record is from RefSeq and is a predicted model, not a curated record. NCBI's taxonomy places the organism in Eukaryota, Viridiplantae, Streptophyta, Magnoliopsida, Poales, Poaceae. The transcript is spliced from 16 exons. Gene Ontology annotation, molecular function: mannosyltransferase activity. Bases 137 to 1552 code for a protein of 471 amino acids.